Molecule: messenger RNA, 1114 nt
Organism: Doryrhamphus excisus (bluestripe pipefish)
Lineage: Eukaryota; Metazoa; Chordata; Actinopteri; Syngnathiformes; Syngnathidae
Source: RefSeq, a predicted model, not a curated record
GCAGCCGUCCAACUAUAGCCCACGAGUGGAUUUGUGGUCGUGCACUUUGUAGAGAACUAACGGUGCAGGUGCGCAUGCGCGAUGGAGUCGGACGCCAGCCGAGUAUCCAGCAGGCCGUCCUCCCCCGAGGCGGACGACCUCUUCACUUCCACGCUUCGCACGUCCGUGCACGGCUUCCCGGGAGCCGUGUCGUCCACGCAGGGCGAUUCUCCGUCCCAUCACCACCACCACCACCACCAUCACCACGAGGGAAGCGCACACCUCCUGCGCGGCCUGUCCGACGAGGAAGCUCUGGCCUUGCGCGCGGCCUCCAAAAAGGAGCGCAAGCUUCUAUCCGAGAACGAGCUUCAGUCCAUCCGCCUGAAGAUCAACAGCCGCGAGCGCAAGCGCAUGCACGACCUGAACGUGGCCAUGGACGGUCUGCGCGAGGUCAUGCCGUACGCGCACGGGCCCUCCGUGCGCAAACUGUCUAAAAUUGCCACCCUGCUGCUGGCCAGGAACUACAUCCUGAUGCUCAGCAGCUCCCUGGAGGAGAUGAAGCGCCUUCUCAGUGACGUAUACGGUGGGGGCGCGCACGCACACGCCGGCUUCCACGCUGCUGCCUGCGGGACUAUGACCCACCCGGGGCCGGUGGCCGCACACGCCCCCGUGCACCACCAUUCGCUGCUUCCGCCACCGCCGCCGCCUCCUCCUCCUCCCACCGCCGCCGCAGCCGGCACGGUCCGGGCCCCACAUGGACUCCUAAAAGCACCGCCGUCCGCUGCCCCGGCUUUCCAGCACUGGGGGGUCGCGGCCGGGAUGCCGUGUCCGUGUAGCAUGUGCACGGUGCCUCGCCUGGCGGGGGACUCCAAGUGACGACCGCCAACGCCGGGACUUUGACUUCGAACUUGUUGGCCAUUUCCCGGGAACUUGUGUGUGGCGGGAAUGUGCACCACUACUGGCGGGAAAGUUAACUUAUUCCACAGGAAAAAAAUGUAAAUAAAUGUACAUUUUUUUAGACGUUUACAUUCAUGUACAUGUACACGCACACAUUGUUUAUGUCUCUCACAUGCACGUACUCUGUCUCUCUUUAUUUUUGUAAUGAAUGACUGAAUGGAUAUUUAUUAUUGACUUG